Diuraphis noxia (Russian wheat aphid) is the source of this 1092-nucleotide messenger RNA. RefSeq names its product 7SK snRNA methylphosphate capping enzyme-like. Lineage: Eukaryota; Metazoa; Arthropoda; Insecta; Hemiptera; Aphididae. Gene Ontology annotation, biological process: snRNA modification. Gene Ontology annotation, molecular function: RNA methyltransferase activity; O-methyltransferase activity; snRNA binding. The record is from RefSeq and is a predicted model, not a curated record.
UAUUGUUUUUAAACCAAAUGUUUUAURUUUUAGAUAUUAUGGUUAUCGUAAUCCAGAUGAUGAAGAUAAUAGACUGAAAGUCUUAGGUGAACGUAUGGAUUUAUUUUAUGGCAAGGACGUGUUGGACAUUGGCUGCAAUAUUGGUCAUGUUACUUUCAGUGUUGCCAGAGAUUUUGGUGCAAAGUCUGUCGUAGGAAUGGAUAUUGACCGUAAACUAAUAAAUAUUGCACGCAAAAAUGUACAGUAUUACAUUAAUGAUACAGCACAGACUUCCUCACAUCUAUCUUCAAAUUACCAUUUUAAAGAUUUUGCUUCAAGAAACAGUAAUGAUCCAGACUGUGAUAUAAUUGAAUCAUUUCCUAUAUCAUUACCUAUGUUAUAUGGUCCAAUUAAUUUAGCUGGUUUAACACUAUCUGGAAGAUUUCCUUACAACGUCUCUUUUGUACAGGGAAAUUAUGUAUUAGAAUCUGAUUUUUUACUUUCAUUGGAAACGUGUAAGUUCGACGUUAUUCUUUGUUUAAGUAUUACCAAAUGGCUUCACUUGAACUGGGGCGAUGAUGGUUUGAAACGAGCAUUUAAACGUAUGUUUGCCCAAUUGCGACCCGGUGGAAUACUUGUGGUGGAGCCUCAGCCGUGGAAAUCUUACAGUCGCAGGAAAACAUUGACGGAAACCAUUUGGAGAAAUUACAAAAACAUUCUGUUGAAACCUCCAAUGUUUACAGACUAUCUGUUGAACGAAGUUGGUUUUGCCAACUGUGAAACCCUUACUAUGCCUUAUAAUCCAUCUAAAGGAUUUCAGCGUCCACUCAAGUURUAUAGAAAACCUAAAAUAUUAAUAACUAGAAAUAAACCAAAGUGUACGAUAGUUCAACCAAAUGAAACCCAAAAAUCAUAAACAUGGUAUUUAAAUAAUCAUUGAACUUAUUUAAGACAAUUUAAGUAUAAAAUAUUUAUGUUUUUAGCACUGUAAUUUAGAAACUGGACCACGUUAUUGACUUUAUUACCAAAUUGUUAUUUAAUAUUUUUUAUUUCUCAUAAUAGGUAAUGCAUAAUACAAAUUCUAUUCAUUGUACUAUUUGUGAGAUGAAUAAA